AUGACCUCCAUCAUUACUGGCACCGCGCAGGCAGCCCAUUCAGCCCUUGCUAGCCUGCUCGCAAACGCGCAGAUCAAGCCCGGAGAAAGUAUCCCAGAGGAUAUCAAGGUGAAGGAGAACGAUGCAAUGGCUGCCGAAGCGUUCAAGCUAGUUGGGACCAAUGUUAUUGUCGGCGUACCAGGCGCGUUCACAGGUACAUGCAGUGCUCAGGUUCCAAAAUACAUCCAGAGCCUCGAGAAGUUCAAGGAGAAGGGCGUCAAUAACGUUUUUGUUGUUGCUGCCAAUGACGUGUUUGUCAUGAAGGCAUGGAAGGAGCAACUUGCCGCGAGUGGCACAGGUGUUCGAUUCAUUGCGGAUGACAAAGGUGAGCUUGUCAGUAGGCUUGGGCUGAUCUUCGACGCGUCUCCGUUGCUAGGUUCCCCUCGUGCAAAGCGCUUUGUACUCAUUACCGAUGGCCCUGUUGUCCGCACUGUUGCUGUUGAGGAAGACCCAAGUCAAGUAACUAUUACCGCCGCAGAUGUCAUUUUGGCUCAGCUUUGA
This is a messenger RNA of Pleurotus ostreatus (oyster mushroom), 540 nucleotides long. RefSeq lists its product as uncharacterized. Gene Ontology annotation, cellular component: peroxisome; cytosol; cytoplasm. Gene Ontology annotation, molecular function: thioredoxin peroxidase activity. NCBI's taxonomy places the organism in Eukaryota, Fungi, Basidiomycota, Agaricomycetes, Agaricales, Pleurotaceae. Gene Ontology annotation, biological process: hydrogen peroxide catabolic process; cell redox homeostasis; cellular response to oxidative stress. The coding region runs from base 1 to 540 and encodes 179 amino acids. The transcript has 6 exons. The record is from RefSeq and is a predicted model, not a curated record.